Mya arenaria is the source of this 8999-nucleotide messenger RNA. RefSeq names its product ski oncogene-like. The record is from RefSeq and is a predicted model, not a curated record. Gene Ontology annotation, biological process: negative regulation of BMP signaling pathway. Gene Ontology annotation, molecular function: DNA-binding transcription factor activity, RNA polymerase II-specific; RNA polymerase II cis-regulatory region sequence-specific DNA binding; SMAD binding. The transcript is spliced from 7 exons. NCBI's taxonomy places the organism in Eukaryota, Metazoa, Mollusca, Bivalvia, Myida, Myidae. Gene Ontology annotation, cellular component: nucleus. Bases 110 to 2245 code for a protein of 711 amino acids.
CUGCUGUAUUUUGACUUCAUGUGUAGUGUGCAGUAGCUCUCAUUUUGAUAACAAAAUGUCGGAAUUCGGACGGUUUAAUCGACAUAAAUGUGGAGUGUAAGACAUUUUAAUGGAAAACGCGCCUCAAUCUGUGAGCCCGCAUAUUCAGCGGGUUCUAAAAAGUUUUCAAACUUCGGCUAAUCGGACGUUACAGGGUCCUGGAGUGGUUAAUUUGCCGAAUGCACAUGAUCGAGUUCAGGCUCAGCAAAUGGCGAAACUUUCUAGUGAGGAAUACACACGUAAAGCGUUUGAGGUUCAAAGUAAUAUGAGUAAGGAAUUUGAGUACAUGUACCAAUUAAAGUGUCGCGUUCAGCAAAUACCUGUGUUUACACCUGCGGAUAGUGGCAGCAGCGAGAAGUCGGAGACUUUGUUGGAAAAUGAGAAGAUAGCAUGCUUUUUAGUAGGGGGUGAGAAAAGAUUAUGUCUCCCACAGAUUUUAAACACAGUGCUAAAGCAUUCUGAACUUUCAGAAAUUAACACAGCGUGCGAUGAUCUACACAUAUUUUGCUCGCGAUGUCAGCCAGAGCAGUUGGAAAUUCUAAAGCGGUCAGGGGACUUACCGAUGACCGCCCCAAGUUGUGGACUGAUUACAAAAACAGACGCUGAGCGCCUGUGUAACGCUCUCCUUCGUUCAACGGAAGAACCACCUCUGUCCCAUCCCUCUCCUAACAGCUUCAAAGUGUAUCAUGAGUGCUUUGGCAAAUGUAAAGGGAAUUUUAAUACGGAUGCUUAUACGUCCCCUCAUGCUAACUGUAUUCAGUGCACCGACUGUGGAAGAUGGCUUACUCCACAACAGUUUGUGCGUCAUUCACAUAAAUCUCUGGAAAACCGAACAUGCCAUUGGGGCUUUGACUCAGCCAAUUGGCGACAUUAUGUUCUCUUGGCGAAACAUCAGCCUGGAAUUGACAAAUUGCAAGAAGUGCUUGAGUCGAUAAAGGCUCGAUUUGAUGGCUCCAACAAAUAUAAAAGGAAACAGGGUUCAGACGUAUUGUUACAAGAUGGCGCGAAGCGAAGCAAGAGCGAUGGAUCCUCCUCGUCCUCCCCUGAUGCAUCAUGGGAAACUGGGAGCUCGUCGCUACGGGCGAUGAUGUCAGCGUUCCAACCCUGGUCUGCAAAAGACGGGAAAAUGUUGCCGACCCCCCCUGCUAUCAUGAGAGAAGGGAUUGCUGACAUCGCCCCGUCAUACCUCCGCUCCGGCCCGCCCGUGCUGCUCCAUCCAGACAAAGUCGUGCCACACUCAGAGUCAUCACGGUAUGAGCCCAACUAUGCCCCAAAUGUGUCCCUGGCACCUGUACAGAAAUGUAAGGGCGAGGAUGACGAGGAAGACACGCUCGAGCCCGAGUCAGAGAAGAAGCCAGGGAGCCCAGCUCAUGUGGACCCAGUAGAGCCCGGGCCAUCAAAGCCGUACCGGGAGUGGGACCUGUCUGAGAGUGAUGACUCCUCUGUAGGCCAAUCAUCGCCCUCACAUGGGGAAGACUCCCGACUUUCGCCAACAACUGAAAACCAGCGGGCCCUUGAAAUCGAACUGGAAAUGAUUCGUCAGGCGCUCGAUGGAAAAAUUGGCAAUGAAAAAGAGGAAAAAGACCGAUUUCUGCACGAGUUUUGUAAACUGCGUGCAAAACACCAAGAACUCCUCAAUAGAAAUAUCCAAGCUCGCAGAAAUUUGAAACAGGAACUGGCGAGUGCUAAAGCGAACACCAAGGAGCGCCUACUUGAAGUCCACGAGCGAAACCAUGCUGUUGAACUGGAACUAACUAAGGUGCGCCGGGAGUCCGAGUGUCGUCUCAAAGAAGUUCAGGAUGAGAAUUCCAAGCUUCUCAAUGACGUCAAGCUUCUACAGGAUCGAGAUGACAUUGGGAUGGGCAAAGUGAUACAGCUGAACCAGGAGCUGUCCUCGCGACUUCAGCAGUACGAGGUUUUACUAGAGCAGGUCCGUAUCGACAAUAUGAUGAUGCGGGAAAAGCUCCUACAGAUGGGGGUGAAUGUUAUGGAUCUCACAAAAGCAAGCUACCCUGGUGGCAACUGUAAACUGCUGUGCAGCCCAUCGGGAUCGCCACCGCAGCGGUCGCCGUCGGAGACACCGGGGGCAGCCCUGUUGGCGGGCUACGCUGCACACAUGUUACACUCGAGUAUGCUGCAGCAGUAUGCCGGGCUGUCAGGGGUGUCGGCAGAAAGAUACAUUAAAAAAGAACGGGAUGGAACUUGAAGGACUAUUAGAUCUGUUUUGUGGGAUUAAUAAUUACCAGUGUUGUUUGGUUCUUACGUAAUAUGAGUAUAUUGAGUUGUAUACGUUUGUUGUAAAGUGAUUGUUAAAGAUGACUAUUCAUGGUGUAAUUAUUAUGUCGUUGCAACAUGGCACUUUUCAAUUCUGGAGUAGAACUACACUAGGAUUUUCUAAUUGGAAUUUCAUCGAGGGUGGUCUUGUUUUAGCUAGUUACUAGUUCAAAAACUGAGUUCUAUUAUGUCUGUGAUGUUUUUAGAUUCAUGCACUUAGUUGCACUAUAGAGGUUAUGCCUGCUGUGUUAUGUUUGCUCGUGUUUAACGAGUUUCAAUGACCAAGUAUGGAUAAGAAUGUCAAACGUGAUUUGAAAAACUCUUGAGGGAAUAUUUGAAGGCGUUUGAAGGUCAAGUGAAGUUGAUAGUAUAACAGUGUAAAGUUGCCAUAACAACCAUUUGUAACUGCUGCUUUCUGUCAUGUACUUGCACCAAAUUCGUGUUUUUCUAGUACCGUAAAUUGCUUAAAUUUUGUGAGGGUUUAAUUUUCUAAAUUUCUGACCAUUUCGCAUCGCAUAUAUUUCUGAACAUCUAUAACCAUGUUUACUGAAGCGAUUCAUAUGAUAGUUAGGUAGCAAAUUUCAAACAUUACGAAAAUUGACAAAAUCAUGAAGAAAGGUCACAAUCUUUAAGCAAUUAAAAGUACACUUUGUUAUUUACAGAAUCAUAAAACUAUAUCAUUGUUGGUGUUUGAUAUGCAAGUUCUAUUUGUGAAUAUAGAGUCAUGUUACAUUUGUGCUAAAAAUGUUGCAAAAGUCGGCCAUUUUGUCCAAUUACAGUUACGAAUAACUGACAAUUAAUCAUGUCAAUAUUGUGCUGUUAAGUGAAUAUGCUGUACAAGAAUUGAUGUUUCUCGGAUGUGUUUUAAGACUUAAAAAGCUUAGCUUUGCUGUUAUUCUGUUUUGAAAGUUUACUCUUCAAGAGUCAAUAACAUGGGGGUUUGCCAGCUUUGGCUUUAGGCUGACAGAAAAGGUGACAUUUUGUCUAAGUGAUGGUUUUGUUUUCAUAGUUGCUAGAUUGGAAAAGACCCUGUUAUCCAAACACAAGCAAAACAAGCAAUGUUGAUCAUUUUAGACUAUUUUAAAGGCUAUCUUCAACGCAGCUCAGUUGCAGCUCAGUCGUUUAUGCGUGAAUUUUUUUCUCAUUUUCUCUGACAAGGCUUGGUCUUGUGCAGUUUGACGCCAUGUUAACUUUUGGUACCAUUUGAAAUGUUAUCACAAGAUGAGCAAGAAAAUAUAUAAAAUAUGCCGUAAGUAAUCACAAAUGCUCUUUUGACCUGGAAAGAUUGCAAAAUAGGCCAGUUUCAGUGGCAAAUAUACAAAUUACAAUUAUUUUCCCAUAAUGUAGUUUUGGCCAUUUAUUUAACAUAAAAGUUAUCAGCAAGCAUUUCGGCCAUUUAUUUUACAUAUAAGUUAUCAGCAAGCAUUUCGGCCAUUUAUUUAACAUAAAAGUUAUCAGCAAGCAUUUCGGCCAUUUAUUUAACAUAUAAGUUAUCAGCUAGCACUACGCUUUCAAAUGAUACCAAACAAUAUAUGGCAUCACCAGGCACCAAAAUUAAACAUUAUGGUCAAUGGCUCAAUAAGAUUAAAUAUAUUUGCACAAUGGAUACCUGAAAAUUUAUUGUCAUCAUCAACUCACUUGACUUUAUAUGCUGCACUGCCAUGGUCAUUAAGUAAUUGUAAGUUAUUGACCGCAUUCAUAAGUACCUUCCAUUUCAUGUAAUAUACAUAUUGUGUAAAUUCAUUCACUGCUUGAUGUGGUAUAAUGAUGUAAGAAUCAACCAAUCAGAAGGUUUCAUCUCAUUUAUAACAUUGUUGAUAACAUUUGAUAAAGUUACAGGAAUCGAUUCAUCUAUAUUUUCAUUAAAUUUUCUUGCAUAGCGAAUAAUGAUGUUAAUUUGAACAAAAUGUUAUCAUAUAAGUAUUGUAUGAAGUAGUCUGUGUUUUCAACUGUUUGUAAACGCCGAAAGUAAAUAAUGUCACAUUUUGCAGCUAGUAAAAUCAUUGUAAAAAAAAUUGCUUCUGUGUAUUAAAUUGUGUUGUUGGUUAGAUAUAAAUAUUAUAUUAUUUGUUAUAUUUGAUCUGUUUGUUUAAAAAUUGUUGAACUUAAGUGCAUAGAUGUAUAUUGAAAUUAUUUAGGGUUAUGAGAAGUGCUUACUUCUAUUUUAAAGCUGUACUUAAAGGCUUGAAAUUAUGAGAAAUUGUUUUUAACGGGUUAUUUUUUUCAUAUUAUGCUGUGCAAUUUUUUUUCACUCUUCAUUCGUAUAAAUUGUAUGGCCUAUAUCAUUUUUAUGGAAAUAAUACAAUUUAAUUAAGAACUCUUUAACAAAAUCAAACUCUUGCUAUAGUGUGAUUUUUAUAUAUAUAUAUAAAAUUUGCUUUCGAUAUAUGUAGACGGUGACUUCGAAGCAAAAUGGCAAAAAAGUCCAGUCAAUAUAAAUUCUUGUCUAGUUUGUUUAAAUAUUCUGUGUUCUCAUAGCUGAAACUUCAUGAAAACCAUAUUUAGUUCGACAGUGAUAAAGUAACAUUGGGUGGAUUGUUCAGAACUUUGUUAAAAGUAACAACAUGAUUAACGACUUUUUGAUGUGGAAUAUUUCAUGAUGUGCUCACUAUUUUAAUAUAAACAAGUAUGGAUAAAACAGUUGUGUCAAAUCUUAUUAGAAAUACAGCAAAUUACAAGUGUAUCCUUUAAACUUCUAGAGCAGUAACAAUUUCAAAGUUUACAACGAUGACGUUAUCAGCAUUGUUAGCAUUAACAAAGUUCAGAAUGAUCAGCACUAUGUCAGCUUGCAAUUCAUAAAAAAUAAAAAACCCACAGGGCAUGUACCUACCUGCUGAGACAGUAAGUCAGCAUUUUCCUGCUUAAAGAGGAAUUUUAUGUGAUUGGGUUUUCUUCUUUAUUUAAAAACAAACCAUUGCCUGAAGAAGUCAAUUUUCAAUAGCAUUAAAAAAUUUUUUUUGGCAAAAUAAAGCAUUUUCUGUCUUACUUUAAAAUAUAUGUUAACAACAGACACUUUAUUUUAUAUUGGUUGAUAUUUUAUCAUUAUUACAGGCGUUAAAUGCUGGAUGAUGUAUUUAUCUUGACUGGGCUUUUUGUAUCAGGCAAAAGCAUUUUACCCGCAAAUACCUCAAAUUGAUUGGUUGUUGAAGUGAAGUUCGCUUGUGACAUAAUUUACAUACGUUCAUUGAAUGACAUUUUUUUUCUUGGAAAACUUUUUCACCAAGUGAGAAAUUUGCAUGAUAUUGCUUUGUAGUUUGUUAAAUAUCUUUCACCCGGUUAUCUCUAUGUGUCAUAUGUAAUUUUUUGUUGAAUUUUGACUCUAUAAUAGGGCAUUUCCUGUCGUUUUUGUAUGAGUAAACAAUUUUUUGUGGCGCAAACUUAUAUUUGGUAGAAUUUCAUAUGUUCAUGUUUUUCAUUAAAAGUUUGUAUCUAGAAAAGAAAGCUGUUUUGUUUGCUGUAUGAAAACGUAAAAAAAAUAUCCCAAUAUUGUGAAAAUACUUUGUGAAAUGACAUUUUUUCAAGGCCAGUAUGUUUUUUGUCUCGUAAACUGUUACUUAAAUUCAUUUUUACAUAAUAAGAAUUAAUACCCAAGGAAGUCUGCCUAUUUUGUUUUAUGCUUGUGAAAUUCAAAUAAACUGAAAAAAUUGAAGUUUAAGAAUUAAUGUUGUGAACAAUUGAAAUCAUAAAAUGUUGUUAUUUAUUUAAGCUCAUUAUAUUAUUGAAUUAAGAAUGUAAGAAAAAAAUAAUUUAAUUCUUCGCAAACGAAGUUUAAGUUUUAAACUCCUGCAUUUUUUUUGUUUCAAAAUAUUUUUAUUAGAAGGAUUCCACUGAAUUCUUAGACAAGAUUCGUUUUGGCUGAACAUGAUGAGGUCCAUGCAAAACUGAAAAGAAAAUCAUGUGACUAAAAUAUUUGUGAAAUUGUCAUAAAAUUCCCGAUUAUUUUUACUCCAUUUGCCGUGUAAGACCUCUGAUAUUUGUUGGUGCAUAACUGUUUUAACCCAUUAAGAAACACAGAGGUACAACCACUCAUAUUGCUUCUAGUUUAACUACAGGGGGUCCCAACAACCUACCUUCGCUAGCUGGUAGUUCUGAAGGAGUUAUUGGGUUUAUAUUCAGGUCUUCCUUAAACACCAUAUUGGCAGCAUAACACAAACAUUUGUAUACAAAUUACCGUAAUUGUUAUAAAUAAUGUAUCUGGAAAAUGACUCUUCAGAAUUUAAGAACGACUGGAUAAAGUUAUGUAGAGUUCUAAGGGGGAAAAUGUUUCUAAACUAAUUGGAUCAUUUUCGUGAUGAUUAAUAUUUGGACCAGUGUUUAGUUUCCAGGUACUUGAUUUGUAACAAUUACGGUACCUUGUAUUAAAUUUGCCAUUAUCCCACAGCAGCUAUAUGUUUAUGAAUUUUAAAGAAUAUUGUAGGAAAUGUGAACUGUUUGUUAAAGAUACCAGGGUGCAGGGAUGGUUAAAUUCUGGGUCCUGUUUCAAUAAGAUAUCUUAGUCGUAAAACUUCCGCUGCUUAAGAGUACUUGUAAAGUUACCAGCAGUAUAUAUGGGAUAAAUGUCCUUACGAUACGCAGUUACGCCAAAAAUUGAGUUGCGCAGCAUAGAAAAAUACAAUUUUAAGCCAUAAUAUCUUGAUUGAAACAAGCCUUAAGAUCUUGAUUGAAACGGGCCUUCAGAUCUUGAUUGAAACGGGCCUUUAGAUCUUGAUUGAAACAGGCCUUAAGAUCUUGAUUGAAACAAAGCCUUAAGAUCUUGAUUGAAACAAGCCUUAAGAUCUUGAUUGAAACGGGCCUUAAGAUCUUGAUUGAAACAAGCCUUAAGAUCUUGAUUGAAACAAGCCUUAAGAUCUUGAUUGAAAUGGGCCUUAAGAUCUUGAUUGAAACAAGCCUUAAGAUCUUGAUUGAAACAAGACUCAGGAUUAAUACUGAAAUCUUGAUUGAGAGCUAAUCACUUUUAUACAUUAUUUAUUUAUUUAUUUAUUUGAUAGACAUUUUUGUUUUACAAUAACAAAAAAGUACUUUCAAAGUAGUUUAUAUUAAUGGCUUGGUAAACAAUUUCUACUGCGGUCUAACCCUAGUUUGGGCUUAAAGCCUCGUACUCUAAGGUUUCAGGAUCAGAUUUUCAGUAUUUGAUUAUCCCGGCGGAGACAAUAAAAAUGAAUAUGAAAUUAAUCUCUGAUGGUAUGAAAAAAAAUGUGUUACAAAUUUUAUUCAAUGAUGCUGCAUAAAUAAUGAAUUGAUUUGAAUUAAUUUUUUAAUCACAUUGUGGUGGCUUCUUUCAUUUUUAAAUUUCUGCACAUUGUUGUUUGUUUAAUGAUUACUUUUAUAUUUCAAACUUGCAUCAAAAACCUGGACCCAUAAAAAAAAACAGUUUUGUACAGGAAGCAUGUUUUGAUAUGGACAAUGAUAUGAACUUUGUGUUUACACUUUAAAUCAAAUGUGUAAAAGAAAUUUAGGAUUUCAUACAAAUUAUAAUUAUAAUGACUGUUUUGUUUUUUUUGUUCAUCUCACACACAAGAUGAUUUUCUUAAUUUAUUUGCAAAAUAUCUUCCAUUUGUUGACAGUAUAAAUAUAUGUGUCCAUUUCACACCACACCUUUGUUUUCAUAUUGUCACUAAUUGUGUUUCGACACUAUUUUCAUAGUAAGCCAGUAUAUAUGUAUAGUUCAAUUUUCUGUUAUUGAUAGGUCAAAAAUGAGGCUAACAUUGUUAUUCUGUGAAUUUGUUGAAGGCAAGGAUGUUUUUAUCUUACGGUACUUUCUAUCCAACAGUGAUGGAACUAAGUUUGGUGAAAUAAGCAUACAAACCAAUUGUUAAGACCGGGAAGCAUCGUAAGUCUUGCUCGAACUUAAGGUUUUCUGAAUUUAAGUAUUUCACUGGUUAUCUGGUAUAAAAACUUCUGGAAUACUUUAUUUUCAUUAACUUUAUUGAAAAUACAUACUUUUGUGUUAAAAAACAGUUAUACAUUUCUUUUAAUUUGACUACAAACAUUUUAAAAAAUUAACUUAAGUUAGGAAAUGGCUUCAUAUGUUUAAUGAAGAUUUCGAUAAAUCAACUUAAGUUAGGAAAUGGCUUAAGAUGCUUAAUGAAGACUGGCCCAGCUUAAUAUGAUUGUAUACAGUAUAGACUAUGCUUUCCUCAUUUUCGAUGAUAUUGUUGUUGACUUUCUUUUCAAUUGUACACUGGACACAUACACUAUAUGUAAACAAUAAGUACGUACGUUUUAGUUCACGUCUUGUUUUGUUGACAGGGGUGAUUUGACACUUGUGUUUUUAUCUCUUGUUCAGUACUAGUUUCUGACAUUGAAGAAAUAGGUAGUCUGAUAAGCCCCGUCUAAUACAGAAGUUUUGUCCCUUAUACUAUAUCAGUAUAAUAUUUUAAUAAGUUAAGUAUUUGACUUUUUGUUUGAAAAGGGAGGCAACAAGUUUUACAUGUUUCAAAAAUAUGUAUUUAAAUGUUAUAUUUCAUUCAAAAAAGCAUUUCAAAAGUCUUCCAAAAAUUUUGCAACAAUAUAUUCAUAAUCUUUUUGAAAUGAAAGAAUAACACAAUAGUGGAAAUGGUAGACCAAUUUCUUCAGUGCCAGAAACAGCUGUUUUAUCUGUUAUACAGUAGUCUUUUUAUUUCUCCGGUGACAUUGAAACAAGUGUGUGGAAGUCAUUGUUUCCUUAAUAAACUUUCAUAAGCUUA